This is a messenger RNA of Anoplophora glabripennis (Asian longhorned beetle), 1645 nucleotides long. RefSeq names its product mitochondrial-processing peptidase subunit beta (gene UQCR-C1). The coding region runs from base 29 to 1462 and encodes 477 amino acids. NCBI's taxonomy places the organism in Eukaryota, Metazoa, Arthropoda, Insecta, Coleoptera, Cerambycidae. The transcript is spliced from 8 exons. Gene Ontology annotation, molecular function: metalloendopeptidase activity; metal ion binding. Gene Ontology annotation, cellular component: mitochondrion. The record is from RefSeq and is a predicted model, not a curated record.
UCAUGUCAUCUGUCACCUAGAACAAAAAAUGGCGUCGAUCUUAAAAUUAUCGCAGUCUUUAGCAAAACUACCAAAAAACAGCAAUGCAGUUAAGGCCUGCAAGACCCUGAGGAAUGUCUCGACGGCCGCAGAAACUAAGACUACCCUACUCAACGUACCCCCUACCAAAGUUACCAGCCUUACAAGUGGAAUUAGAGUAGCAACAGAAGACUGGGGCUCCCAGACUGCCACGGUUGGCAUUUGGAUCGAUGCCGGCAGCAGAUACGAGAAUGCCAAGAACAACGGCGUUGCACAUUUCAUGGAACACAUGGCUUUCAAGGGAACGGGCAAGAGGACACAGAGCCAGUUAGAGAUCGAAAUCGAAGACCUGGGGGCCCAGCUAAACGCCUAUACGAGCAGGGAACAGACCGUUUACUACUCCAAAUGCCUGGCCAAAGACGUCCCCAAGGCCAUCGAGAUCUUAGGUGACAUCGUUCAGAACGCCAAAUUAGGUGAGGCGGAGAUCGAGAGAGAACGCGGCGUGAUCCUCAGGGAGAUGCAGGAGGUCGAGUCUAACUUGCAGGAGGUCGUUUUCGACCACUUGCACGCCAUCGCCUAUCAGGGAACUCCUCUCGCGAACACCAUUUUAGGGCCCACCGCUAAUAUCCGUUCGAUAAACGCUACCGACCUGAGGUGUUACCUGGAUAACCACUACAAAGCAAGUCGGGUUGUAGUUGCCGGUGCUGGCGGUGUCAGUCACGAUCAAUUGGUGCAGUUGGCGGAAAGCAACCUCAACAAGCUGAACAACACCUAUCCCGGCGAAAUCCCCUCUCUGAACCCGUGCAGAUUUACGGGCUCAGAGAUCCGAGUCCGCGACGACUCCCUCCCUCUGGCCCACAUCGCCAUCGCCGUAGAGGGAGCGGGUUGGACCGACCCGGACACCCUCACCCUCAUGGUGGCUUCUACACUGCUGGGGGCCUGGGACAGAUCGCAGGCUUCCGCCAAGCAGAACGCGACCACGCUGGCUAGGGCGAGCGCCGAGGGCGACCUCUGCCACUCUUACCAGAGCUUCAACACGUGCUACAAGGACACAGGCUUGUGGGGCAUUUACUUCGUGUCUGAUCCCCUUAAAAUCGAAGACAUGGUGUUCAACAUCCAACAGGAGUUCAUGAGGCUCUGCACCAGCGUUACCGAGGGCGAAGUAGAGCGGGCCAAGGCUCUGCUCACCGCCAACACCCUCCUUCAAUUGGACACCUCCACGGCGGUCUGCGAAGACAUUGGUCGGCAGUUGUUGUGCUAUGGCAGGAGGAUCCCGCCCCACGAGCUGACGCACCGCGUCAACAGCAUCACGGCGCAGAACGUGAGGGACGUCUGUUACAAGUACCUGUACGACAGGUGCCCUGCAAUCGCCGCUGUCGGGCCCGUUGAGCAGCUGCCCGACUACAACAGGAUCAGGUCGUCUAUGUACUGGCUACGCGUCUAAUUACGACAAAGUAUUUUAGGAUAAUUUAAAAAAAUUCGUAAGACAUCCUUGCUAGCACGGCAACCCUCGAGUCAGUUACGUACAGUUGUGGGUUACGUUAAAUUCAAACAAUUAUGGUGUUUCAAAAGGAAAAACAGUUGUAUGUAAAUAUUUAAUUUCUAAUUUAAUAAAAAUAACUUUUUA